AUGUCGAAAAACAACAAAACUAACCGCCAGUCGUUGCCACCUCAGCUACCGGGAGCAUGGCCCCUCAUCGGCCACCUCCACCGCCUAGGUGGAAAAACCCCGGUGGCUCGGGUUUUAGGAGCCAUGGCGGACAAACACGGAUCGAUCUUCUCUCUGAAGCUCGGUAGCCACCCGGCGGUGUUUGUAAGCCGGCAAAACCUCGUAAAAGAGUGUUUCACUACCGGCGACCGGAUUUUUGCGAGCCGACCCGAUAUGUCCAUCACCAAGCAAAUCAUCUACAAAGGCGCGGUUUUCGCGUUAGAGCCCAACGGGCCCUUCUGGCGCGAUAUCCGAAAAAUUGUCACCGUUCAUCUCUUUUCCAGCCAGCAGCUCGAAAAAAUGAGGAGUGCACGGAAAAUGGAGGUGGACUCGUCGAUUGCGGAUUUGUACUCGAUGGCGAUAGGAGAAAACAAGUCCCCUGCACUAGUGGACUUGAGCUCAUGGGUCGAAGACUUGAUCUUUAGCGUAGCCUUACGAAUGCUAGUCGGGAAAGGCGAAAACGGGCGGGAAGAGCGGAGGUUGAGGGAAGGUAUAAAGAAAACAUUAUACCUUAGCGGAUUAGUUGUCGUGUCGGACGUGAUUCCGUGGCUCGAGUGGAUGGAUAUAGGCGGGUACUUGAGAGCUAUGAAGACGACGACGGAAGACAUCGAUCGAAUCCUCGAAAAUUGGCUCCGAGAGCGCAUGCUCGUUAAAAAUGAGCACGAUUGUUCGAAUUCGAAUCUCAUGGAUGUAAUGAUUUCCGAGCUAAACGAGAACUAUGUUGUCGAGGGACACGACAGUGGCACCGUCAUUAAGGCGACGAUGUUGAUACUUUUGAUGGCGGGCUGGGAAUCAUCGGCCGAGACUGUAAUAUGGGCCGUCUCGUUGCUUCUAAAUAACCCGCUCGCGCUACAAAUGGCUCAAGACGAGCUCGAUGCGCAAGUCGGGCGGUGCCGGCUGGUCCAAGAACCGGACAUCAAGAAACUAAAUUAUCUACAAGCGGUCGUGAAGGAAACACUGCGCCUUUACCCGCCGGGCCCACUAGCCGGGCCCCGUCAGGCAUUGGAAAGCGGGUCUAUCGGCGGGUACUACGUGCCCAAGGGGACCCGAUUGGUGGUCAACUUGUGGAAGCUUCAUAGGGACCCGAAUGUGUGGUCCGACCCAGACGAGUUUCGACCCGAGAGAUUCUUAGAGGAGCAUAGCAAUGUGGGGUAUAUGGGCACGAAUUUCGAGUAUCUACCGUUUGGUUCUGGCAGGAGGAUGUGCCCGGGCGUGGACUUUGCUUUGCUUGUCGUGCAUUUGGCACUUGCUCGAUUGCUUCAAGGGUUCUAUCUGUCGAAACCGACAGGUGCACCUGUUGAUAUGACUGAAGCUAACGGGUUAGCCCUAUCCAAAUUAAAGCCUCUCCUUGUUGUUCUUGUGCCUAGGCUUGGUAGAGAGCUCUAUGAACAUCUUUAA
Molecule: messenger RNA, 1476 nt
Organism: Striga hermonthica
Lineage: Eukaryota; Viridiplantae; Streptophyta; Magnoliopsida; Lamiales; Orobanchaceae
Source: the annotation of a GenBank genome assembly